Messenger RNA from Brenthis ino (lesser marbled fritillary), 840 nucleotides. The record is from the annotation of a GenBank genome assembly. NCBI's taxonomy places the organism in Eukaryota, Metazoa, Arthropoda, Insecta, Lepidoptera, Nymphalidae.
AUGGUUGACCGUUUAGUGAAUAGUGAGGCUAAUGCUAGAAGAAUUGCUAUGGUGGAAAACUGCUUCGGCAGUUCAGGACAGCCUUUAGCAGAACAAGGUCGGGUCCUUGUUGGAGAAGGUGUUCUAACAAAAAUGUGCAGGAAGAAACCAAAAGCCCGUCAAUUUUUCCUUUUUAAUGAUAUACUAGUAUAUGGAAACAUUGUUAUAAAUAAGAAAAAGUAUAACAAACAACAUGUGAUACCACUUGAAGAAGUUAAAUUGGAAUCAUUAAAAGAUGAGGGGCAAUACCGUAAUGGUUGGCUUAUUCGCACUGCGUCUAAAUCAUUUGCUGUAUAUGCUGCCACUGCUACAGAGAAAGAGGAAUGGAUGGCCCAUAUAGAGAAAUGUAUAGAAGAUUUGUUAAGGAAAAGUGGUAAACAGCCCCCGUUAGAGCAUGCGGCAGUGUGGGUGCCUGACAAUGAGGCCGCCAUAUGCAUGCAUUGCAAGAAGACACAAUUCACUGUACUCAACAGGAGACACCAUUGCCGUAAGUGCGGUUCGGUCGUGUGCGGGCCGUGCUCGUCCAAGCGCUACGUGCUGCGCGGGCAGAGCGACAAGCCGCUGCGCGUCUGUCUGCAGUGCUACGACGAGCUCACCCGCGACCGCGCGCGCCCCGCGCAGUCGCCGCCCGCGAAAGCGUCAGAUAACGUGGGCGCGGGCUCCGGCGGCGACUCGUCGGGCGACGAUGACAGCGAUGACGACGACGAGCGCAUCUCCGACCAGAAACACGACGAGCCUAAGUUCUACAGUGACAGCGAAAAGACUGAAGAUACCAAUAACCAUUCGUCCAAGGAGAGUAAA